AUGGCUCUGGGGACACAGCGGGUCGGACGUGUAACUUACUUCUUGACGCAGAGUAUCACAAGUCAGCUAAGCCAGCGUCAUAGCUCGAUCCUUUUGCACGCGAAGAGAGGAGAGGCUGCCAAUGUGUGGCCGUCUGGUGAAUUGUCCGGGAACAAUGUGGAAACACCCGAGAGGGUCAGUCCGGCGUACAGCAGUAGUAUGGGCUGGGAGAAUGGUGCUCAAACCGAUAUCCUUGUCUGA
Aspergillus saccharolyticus JOP 1030-1 is the source of this 240-nucleotide messenger RNA. RefSeq lists its product as uncharacterized. The record is from RefSeq and is a predicted model, not a curated record. The transcript is spliced from 3 exons. Bases 1 to 240 code for a protein of 79 amino acids. NCBI's taxonomy places the organism in Eukaryota, Fungi, Ascomycota, Eurotiomycetes, Eurotiales, Aspergillaceae.